This is a messenger RNA of Mycena indigotica, 1950 nucleotides long. RefSeq lists its product as uncharacterized. The record is from RefSeq and is a predicted model, not a curated record. Bases 1 to 1950 code for a protein of 649 amino acids. Lineage: Eukaryota; Fungi; Basidiomycota; Agaricomycetes; Agaricales; Mycenaceae. The transcript has 12 exons.
AUGCAACCCGAUCCCUCUCUCCCGAAAUUGAUUCCUCUUAUCCGGCCCAACCUUCCUACCGGGGCAUAUCGCUCCCCAUCUCCCAGUCGGCGAACCAACGUUGCUAUGAUAUAUGCACGGCCGAGCUAUUCUGCAUUCAAACAAAUUAAUUCAGCGGACGAAGCGAGGAGACGAGCGGAGCUCGUGACUCCAGAGCUGGACGACGCUGCCUCUCCUUCAGGCCUUACCCCGCCAACGCCAACACCUGUUCGCUUUCCCUCACAACAAUCUCGCCUGUUAGACCCAGACUCGCCGAUGGACGAUCACGAGGAUAGCGAGGAGGACCAGGUAGAGAAAAUGGAAGCCAAGCUCGAGGAUGAUUUCGUCGAAAACAACACACUAUUGCCAGCUAACCUGCAUCCGGAUCUGACGAUGGUCGAUGCUUUGGCUUAUACCAAUUUGGAACCAGCAUUGGAGGAUCCCGCAGUCAAUGAUGCUCUCGACAAACUCUUCAAUACCCCUGCCUUUUACGAAGCAGCAGGUUUCCCUCUGCCAUCUCAUUUUCCGCACAACUCGUCCACCAUCGAGGAUCCUGCAGAACUUGUGCUCUUGCCUGAAGAGGCCCCUGACGUGUUGUCUUAUGCGAAAGAUCUCGUCCUUUACAUGAACGACCAGGCUAUCAAUGAUGAGCACCUGGUCCCAGGGGGUGGAGCCAGGCUGGCCGACAAUACCGUCUUCCAACAGACAUUUUUAACUGCACUGAUGGAAUCGUCGGCCCCAACAAUGACAAGUGAGAUGCUUAGCGUCAACAGCAACAAUCGGGGUUCGUUCGAUUCAGACAUCAUUCCCGUCUUUUCGGUACCAUCAGCUGAAAUAGAGGAGCCGACCAACGUUAAAUGUAGCAACACCAACGUGUUUGGCGACUCAGCCUCGACUGCGAGCGACACGCUGGCUGCGAACCAGUAUCAAGACUUGGUGAUGGAUAUAACCAACGAACCAGCCACUCCUGAGGCUAGUGUCGACGGACCCGAGAACGACAGGCCGCUGCAUCAAGUGUCCAACCACGGGGAGGCACACUCACAGUCUACCAGCCUCUCUCACCCAGACAAGAUCGAAACCCUUUCACCUCAAGAUUAUACUCUGUGUUCCCAGAAUUAUCUCAAGUUCUCCGACCAGCCCAUUCCAGCACCUACCCGGUUCCCUCCAAGUCCAAAUCGUCUUGUGAACUGUAGAUCACCUCUCGAUGAGGAUGGUAAACCUGAAGACGCCGAAUUUGAACCUGCCUUUUCGUUGCCAGCAGCAGAUAACCCCAUCCUCACCGUUAACUUGGCUUCGCUGUUGAAUGACCCAGAAGUGACCGACGGUUUGAAUGCCGUGAUCGACAAUCUUCAGUUGCAUAACGCACUGAAUCUUCCACUUGACGCAUCCACCAUCGACAAUAUUGCCCCAGAUCUCGUGUCUUUGCCUGAAGAGGCCCCUCAUGUUGAUUACUCCGAGAGUAUCAUCGAGUAUCUGAACAAUCAGUCCAUCUCAGACGAAAACCAGAUGGUGACGGCUGCGCUCAUGAACUCGUCGAACACCAUAGACGGGCAGGCUGUCAAUAGCAAGACACAUGGCUCGCUUCCAGCCGAUUCCGUCCUUCCAAAGUUAUCGGCCCAAGACGAGACGCAGACCGGCACUGCCAUUGUCAAUUCGAUUGAAGAAUUGGUUGGUCCCCAAGGAACAGACGACACUCUGUCUGCGAACCGGCAUGCAGACUUUGCAUUUGAUAUCAGCAACACGGUUGCUAACGAGCCUAACGAGGAGUCGAAUGUGUCGCACAUCAGUGGUGACGGAGUCGAAAACAAUGGGGUGUCAAAGAAAGUGUUCCAGCUCGGGGAUGCAAGUCUUUGGUCUCGAGACUUUGGUCUCAAUGGGCAAGUUCAGAACGAUGCUGGGAAACGUAAAGUAACUCGUCAAGUCGUGUUGUAA